UUAUCAUUUGGUUUUGGAUUGGAUUUGGCAUUCAUUCUUUUUCAAUUUGAUUGAUAAGCUCUUAUGGCUAACGAAACAAAAUGGGCUACGAUUUAGCUAGAUUCCCGAAUGGUAACGUUGAUGAAGAACUUAUCUGUCCUAUUUGUACAUCAGUACUAGAAGAACCUUUGCAAGCACCAAAUUGUGAACAUGCAUUUUGUUCUGCAUGUAUAAAAGAAUGGCUUGAUCGUGAUUCAAUUUGUCCAGUUGAUCGGCAACCGUUAACAAUGGAUGAACUAAAACCAGUGCCUAGAAUCCUAAGAAAUCUACUUGCACGCCUUGAUAUAAUCUGUGAUAAUGCGGAAUUCGGUUGCCAAGAAGUUGUUAAAAUAGAAUCAUUACAAUCGCAUCAUAAGGAUUGUAAAUUUAAUCCAAAACGUCCGAUCGAAUGUAGUAAAGGUUGUGGAUUUGUCAUACCUAAAGAUGAAAUUCAGAAUCACAAUUGUUUCAAAGAUCUACGUUUAUUUGUCGAACAAGAAUCGAAAAAAAUGGAACAACAAUAUCAAGAAUUAAAAGGCUAUCUGAAUUCAAUACGUGAUUGUCUUCGGCAGAUAUUACCAUUGACAACAACCGGAACUAUAGGUUGUGCAUUACCACCGAAUUCAUCAUCAACAUUCAAACCGAUACCAAUUUGGUGUCAUUUUUUUCCUCGUGCAAGAGUACUACGUUGGGGUGGACUAAUUAGUACACCCGAUUUAUCAAUACAAUUUGCAGUGAAAAAAGCAUUAAUCGAUACUGGUUGUCCAAUUUCAACUGUUAAUGAAUUGAUGGAAAAUUCACAUGAACGUAAAUGGCCACCUGGUCUUAGUACAUUGGAAAUUCGUCAAGUAAAUCGUCCAUUAUUUGACAAUUAUAUUUGUCGUAAAAUAACCGGACAACAAGCUGUAUUGGUAACUAGUUAUGAAAAUCAACAUAUGAAUGAUGAUAUGAUACUUGAACCUGGAUUAAUAAUGAUAUUUGCUCAUGGUAUCGAAUAUCUUGAUUCAUCUAAUAAUCGAUAAAUUAUCAUUUAUUUGCUAUUUGUUAUCAAUAUUUAUCAAAACUAAUCAAUUUUUUUAAAAUUUCCGCUUAGUCAAUUGUGAUUGAAUCAUUUGAAUUUAAGAAUUGAAAAAAUCUAAACACACAUGGCAUCAUUGAUCUAUCUUGAAAAAAAAAAUUUUCCGAAAAAAAACGAAUUCAAAAGAAAUUAUUUUUUUUUUGUCUGCUAAUAAAUAAAUGAGAAAAAAAA
Messenger RNA from Dermatophagoides pteronyssinus (European house dust mite), 1267 nucleotides. It is a transcript of the gene elgi, whose product is annotated as E3 ubiquitin-protein ligase NRDP1 elgi. Gene Ontology annotation, cellular component: plasma membrane signaling receptor complex. Lineage: Eukaryota; Metazoa; Arthropoda; Arachnida; Sarcoptiformes; Pyroglyphidae. The record is from RefSeq and is a predicted model, not a curated record. Gene Ontology annotation, biological process: regulation of canonical NF-kappaB signal transduction; protein ubiquitination. Gene Ontology annotation, molecular function: ubiquitin protein ligase activity.